AUGAUCCGUACGUUAUUCAGCGUACCGCCGUUGCUCAUCGCUAAAGGUGCAAUCUCUGGAGCGAUUUGGGAUACCUGGAUGCGAAAAGAACAGCUGAACGACGAAGGCGAUCCCCUUCUCAUGGACCCCGAAAUCAUCGAAACAGCUGUAGCGGACCAACUUCACACCGACUUACUCUCACCAGACCAACUCUACAAGAAUAUCGUAGCCCGUUGUCACGAAUUCUACGAAUGCACUAAAAGGAUCUCGUUCCUAAAUUCGCGUGUCCGGAACCUCCAUACAUCUAAAGCCGACUGGAAAGAGCGUUUCCAUGAAUUGGAAUUGCUGGAAAUUAGGUGCAAUCUCUGGAGCGAUUUGGGAUACCUGGAUGCGAAAAGAACAGCUGAACGACGAAGGCGAUCCCCUUCUCAUGGACCCCGAAAUCAUCGAAACAGCUGUAGCGGACCAACUUCACACCGACUUACUCUCAGUGACCUUCGUACUGCCCUUCAAAACGACGAUAUAGUGAACGCAACAACUUUCCAAGAAUCUGUGACCGAGAAACUCCGUCAGAUUCAAUCCACGUUGGACGAGGUCAUUCAACAGAGAAACAACGUCGAAAUGAUUGAUCCACAAGAACCUCCGCCGGUGGGGGAGGGCGUUCCCUUGGAAGCGCAAGAACAAGAAAGCAUACGCGAAAAUGCCGAAAAUUAUGAUUUAGAAGCAGAAGGUGAAGAUGCGCAACUAAGACACCCUCCAGAGCCUGAAAAUCAGGAACAAGAAGACGAGCAGCUAAGAAAUCCUCCAGAACCUGAAAUUCAGGAGCGAGAAGAUGCGCGACCGGAGAACCCACCAGAGCUCGAAAAUCAGGAACGAGAAGAUGAUCUGCCGAGAAAUGCUCAAUAG
This is a messenger RNA of Ostertagia ostertagi, 885 nucleotides long. Lineage: Eukaryota; Metazoa; Nematoda; Chromadorea; Rhabditida; Trichostrongylidae. The record is from the annotation of a GenBank genome assembly.